Messenger RNA from Trichomonas vaginalis G3, 1290 nucleotides. RefSeq names its product protein ubiquitination. Lineage: Eukaryota; Parabasalia; Trichomonadida; Trichomonadidae. The record is from RefSeq and is a predicted model, not a curated record. The transcript has a single exon. The coding region runs from base 1 to 1290 and encodes 429 amino acids.
AUGCCCCAAAAUUUUCGAUUAAAAUUUGCAUCAGAAUUUUUUUUUAUGAUUCAAAUAACGAAAUCAUGCAAAGAAUUAAAGCGUGUUGGCGUUCUUUCAGAAUACGGACGAUUUAAUAUCAAUAUUAAUGGUCGAAUAAUCAAGACAAAGAAGUCUUCUGCAGUUUGUUUUUCAGAUUUAAUCCAAGAAAAAUGUUUUAUUAAUAAAUCGAUAUCAUCAUAUGAAGCAAAUCUAUAUCUUAAAUGUGAAGAUUCAAUUGACAUACUUUCAGAGUUUCUAGAAACAGGAAAACUUGAGUUUGAAGAAGAUGAAUCACAUUAUCACGAUUUAUUUGAAAUUGGAAAACAUUUUGGAAAUCAAUUAUUCAUAAAAAUAUAUACAAAGCAUGUUAAAUUAGACAAAUCUAUUACAAAAGAAAACGUUUUUCAAAAGUAUGAAAUUUCAGUUUUUGAAAAUGAUAUUAUAACAGAAAACGAAUGCAUUCGAUUCAUUUCAUCACAUUUGUAUUGUUUAUAUGAUAAAGAUAUCAUUGAACAUUUCGCAAAAAAUGGUUAUGAAUUUUGUGAAAAAAUCAUUACCUCAGACGAAUUAAAGAUCGACAACGAAGAUCAUUUAUCUCUUUUACUUUUAUCAAUCUGCAAACAGAAUGAUACAUUGUUUGACUUAUUUAGAUACAUCAAACUUACAUUUUGUUCACGAGAAACUUAUGACAUAAUUUAUAAUUUUUGUAUUGAGCAUUCAUUCGAAAGAGUUCUUCUUUCUAUAUAUAACGAAACAUUAAAGAAUUAUCAUUCAAAUCUUCGAGAAAAUAUUGAAAUCUCAAAUGAACCUAUUUGUGCUUAUGAAUCUCAUUAUGAAGAAAUUUCUAAGGAAAUUAAAAUAGAAUUUACAGCUUCAUCUGUCGCAUUUGGAAGAAGUUUAUCAGUUAUAAAUUCUUAUCGAAAUUAUGCUAAUUUCUCUACUAAUAGUUCUCCAAAUUCAUGGAUAAAAGCUGAUCUAAAAGGAUAUAAAUUAAAGCCAACAUCUUAUGUUUUGCAAUCAACAGUUAUAGGUUCUAUGAAUUUAUUGAGGCGAUGGAAGCUAGAAGGAAUCAAAGAAGAUGGAACAACUGUUGUAUUAGAUAAUGAUAAAUAUUAUGAAUUUAAACAAAGCGAAAUCAAAGAAUUUCCACUUGAAACAAACGAAUAUUUUGUAUCUUUAAAAUUAACUCAAACAGGAAAGACUUCAGACAAUUAUGAUAUUUUAAUGAUUAAUAUUUUCGAUUUCAAAGGUGAAUUAAUAAAAAGAUAA